CUUUAAUAAAAAAUGUAAAAAUCUCAUUCUCCUCAGCCUCGUCGUACAAACAGCAAAUAUUCCUCCUUUCCCUUUAAAUUACCAAUGAAUAACCUCGCUCUUCCUUUAACCAACAGCCAUGUAUAGUCGGAUUAGGGUAGAAAGGUGAUAAUACAUGUAGGAUAACAAUCAGGCAAAAAGAUUAAAUAACUUUUAUAAGUCAAUACGAGGCCACUAAUAAAUCCAGCAAAAGUUCAAAUCGAUAUUGAAAAAUUGUAGAUCAUAAUGAAUGGGAAGUAUGAAAAAAAUAUCUCAAACACUUCUUACUCAAUGUAGGUUGAAAAUACUCUUAAAGAAUUUCGAACAAAGGUAGAUGAGCAAGAUAGUAUCAUUAGAUUGUAGGAAUUCAAGAUUAAUAGAUUACAAUAAGAACUCUUAUUCUCCAAAUAAUAAUAUUAGCGAAUGAUAUCAAAAUUUGUAUAGGUGGAUGGUAAAUAUAACUAUUAUCCGCAAUCGACUAAAUUAACAAAAUCUUAAAUUAGUAUACCAUAAAUUGAACCAAUGCCUUCAAUAAAUAAAAUUUUACAAGUGGACAAUAAAAAGAAAAAAAAUAUAAUAGAAAAAAUUUAAGGACUUGCUUGGGAAAAUAAAAAAAUAAAAGAGGAAGUUUAAAAUAAAUUUAAACAAGUUUUGCAAUUUGUAAAUGAAUUUGCGAUGACAGUCAUUUCUUAAGCUUCUAGUCUCUAUGUUUAAUAAAUAAAAGCUAUAGAAUCAAUUUAUGAAAUACACAACAAGUAAUUUGAAAUUAAAUAAUAGUUUUAACAUGAAUGAUUACUAAGGAAUGAGAGCUCAAUAUGAUAUAUUGAAUAGGGAAAUUUAAAUACUAGAAUAGUAAAAGGAAAUAUUAUAUGAUAAAGUAAUUUCAUUACUUUGAAAAUUAUU
Paramecium sonneborni is the source of this 921-nucleotide messenger RNA. The record is from the annotation of a GenBank genome assembly. NCBI's taxonomy places the organism in Eukaryota, Ciliophora, Oligohymenophorea, Peniculida, Parameciidae.